AUGUGUGGUAACUGUAAUACAGAGGAUGCAGUUGAUAAGUUAGAGACUUAUAUUCCUCUGCUAAAUGAAACGGCCGGUAUAAUUCCUAGGACCUUAAACGAACUUUUCAAAUCGUUAGAAAGCGAUUCUGGGGCAAAUGAUUACGUGGUAAAAUGCUCCUUUAUUGAGUUGUAUAACGAGGAUUUGAAAGACUUGUUAAACGAUGAUACUGAUAGAAGCAGCAGGUUGAGAAUAUUUGAGUCCAAGAAACCAAAUAGUGAUACACUAAUUAUCCAAAAUUUGCAAGAAACGUAUAUUAAUAAUGCAAUUGAUGGGCUAAAUAUAUUACGAAAGGGUCUAAUUAAGCGUAAAACAGCUAGUACUAAACUAAACGACGUAUCUUCUAGAUCUCAUACGAUAUUUACCGUUAAUUUAUAUAAGAAGCAAGGCAAUGAGUUUUUCAAGGUUUCUAAAAUGAACUUAGUGGAUUUAGCUGGAUCUGAAAAUAUCAAUCGGUCGGGUGCUGUCAACCAGAGAGCUAAAGAAGCAGGUCUGAUUAACCAAAGUUUAUUAACUUUAGGCAGAGUGAUUAAUUCGUUAAGUGAUAGAAGCUUAUCAUCUUCUAAUACAUCACAUAUUCCAUAUAGAGAAUCUAAGUUGACAAGACUUCUCCAGGAUUCUAUUGGAGGUCAAACAAAAACUGCUUUAAUUGCAACUAUAUCACCAGCUAAGAUAAACUUAGAUGAAACGAUCUCUACAUUAGAAUAUGCUUCUCGAGCAAAGAACAUACAGAACAAACCACAGUUAGGACAAGAUUGUGAUUUAAUGCUCAAGAAAAUCUUAUUAAAAGAUAUGUCAAAGGAAAUCGCUAAGCUCAAUAAUGAUUUGAUUGCUACCAGAAACAAGAAUGGUAUUUGGAUGGAUGAAAAUAACUAUAAUACAUUAAUUGAAAAUAAUGAUAUAAUAAAAGCUGAACUAAAGGAAUCCAAUUCAAUAAUAAGUGGAUUAAACAUGAAGCUUAGUCAAUUAUCUAAUUUGAAAAAGACCACAGAAUUGAAUAAUAAGAAUUAUAAAAAUAAAAUCAACGAGUACCAGUUAAAAGUUAAGAACUUGGAAAAUAUUGAGGUUAGUAACAAAAAGCAGAUAUCUGACCAAGAGUCUAUGAUAAGCAUGUUAAAUGAUAAAGUAUUAAAAUUGAAUGAAAAUUACCAGUCGUCUAAGCUUCAAUUAAAUCAAUUGAUUACCAAUAGUUUGAAAAGCUCAAUAUCACUGAUAGAAAGUGUUGUUAAUGAUUUGAACAAUUCCAAAGAGAGUCAAAAUAAAAGCUUAAAUUCAAGUAUUGAGAGUAUUCAAAAUAAUUUACAGGCCUGUAAGAACCAUUUAUCGGAAACAAUUUCUUCAACAAAUACAAAAUUAAGCGAGUCUAUAGAUAAGAUUCCUAAGAUGAUGAAUGAUAUAAAUGCCAAUUUUCAUGAAUUUCAUGAUAUCGUUUCGGAUAAUGAAGCGAAAAUAAAGUCAAGUAUGUCAGACUUGAAAAUAGCUAAUGAUAAAUUUUCGGGAUACAUAACAGAGGAGCACUUGGAUCCACAUGCUUUAAACAAUUUCAUUGAUCAGAUAGUAUCAGAGCGGGUAAAUAAGCAGUUGUCGUCAAUAAAAUCAGAUAUGAUGACUAAAUUUGCUACAAUGCUAGAUGAUUCACAUCUCAAACAUGAAAUUCUAUUUAAAGAUUCAAUCAACGAAGUUUCAUCCAAAUUUAUGAAUUCGGAAAGAAGCACGUUAUUGGAAAGGCAGUCAAAUUGGUUUCAUGAAUCGAAGAAAUUUUACAAUUCGAUAGAGAAGGACGCUACUUCCUUUAGAAAGCAGUAUCACGAUUUCAAUGACGAAAAUUCUCACAAACUAUCUACUACAACAAAUAACAUCUCAUCACUCAUUACAAAUACUAUAAAUCCAAAUCUAGCUAAAAUUAACCAAAUAAUUGAUAAAAACAAUUUAUUGGAAGAUAUGCCAAAAUUAAAAGCCAUAAGUGACCUGAUAAUACAAAAAGACGACAAAUUAUGCGAUUCAUUAAAUGACAUUAAUCAGAAUAUGAACACUCUUCAGCAUCAAAUAACGUCAAAUGAAGCUAAUAUUAUUGUGAAAUCGCCAGUGCGGUCACCCUAUAAAUCACCUGUUAAGCAUUCAAAACAAUCACCUUUGAAGCAAUUCAAUUCACCAACGAAGGAACCUACAUCUUCCCCUUCAAAGCGAUUACCAAGUGCAAAAUCAUCGCCCUCCAAGAAAUCCCCUUUGAAAAGACAAUCAUCUUCGAUUGCAUUAAGCGUUAAUACUGACUUACAAAGAACUAAAAUCCCACAACUCAGUAGAUCGAAUUCGGAUAAAGAGAAUUUAUCGGCGGUUGCUUUCAAAAGAAGAAGAAUUAUUCAUGACGUAAAUACUACUCUUAAUAAGUAA
Messenger RNA from Debaryomyces fabryi, 2430 nucleotides. RefSeq names its product Kip1p (gene KIP1). Gene Ontology annotation, cellular component: nucleus; spindle microtubule. The record is from RefSeq and is a predicted model, not a curated record. Lineage: Eukaryota; Fungi; Ascomycota; Pichiomycetes; Serinales; Debaryomycetaceae. Gene Ontology annotation, biological process: mitotic spindle assembly; microtubule-based movement. The transcript has a single exon. Bases 1 to 2430 code for a protein of 809 amino acids. Gene Ontology annotation, molecular function: microtubule binding; plus-end-directed microtubule motor activity; ATP binding.